Naegleria lovaniensis is the source of this 1239-nucleotide messenger RNA. RefSeq lists its product as uncharacterized. The transcript has a single exon. NCBI's taxonomy places the organism in Eukaryota, Heterolobosea, Eutetramitea, Acrasida, Naegleriidae. The record is from RefSeq and is a predicted model, not a curated record. The coding region runs from base 1 to 1239 and encodes 412 amino acids.
AUGAAAUCAACGUUGAGUAGGAGUAUUCAACAAUCCAGCGUUAAUAAUCCCUCAUAUAUUCAACCAUCUGUGGCAACAACCUUGACCUUUCAAGGGACAUCAACACAAUAUUAUUACUUGUACGUCUCAACGUUAAAACAAGGAUCAGUCACAUUGAAGAUUACUGCCAAAGUGCGUUCGUCCUCGUCACCCAGUGAUGCCUUCAAAAUGACAUUUACAAUGAAUGCAACAUUGAGUACACCAAUUUCAGAUUUUCCUAAAACCCUUAGUGUAGACACAUCGGAAAUGACUUAUACAUGGAAUUUUCAACUCAAAUCCUCGGACCCAGCUCCAAUCGUGUUUGUAUCGAUGAAACCACCCUUUCUGACGCAGGCAGGAUAUGGCUCUCUUCAAUUCAGUUAUUCCUUUGAAAAUUCUGACUCUGAUUUGACAACCAUCCUCUAUGCCACACUCAUACCUCUCGGUGUCAUUUUCGUAGCAAUGCUCCUCGUGCCAUCAGGAUAUUGGGCCAUUAUUAAAAGAAAGGCUUCUUCAGCCGCACUCAGAGCAAAACAAAUGACGGAUCAAGUCGUUUCAGGAGGAGUGGUCUCCAAGAUUGAACAAGCUAAAGAUGUCAUGGGAAAAAUUGGAGGAUUCAUUAAGGAAGAAAUGGAAACUGCUGUGAGAAACCGAAGUGUCGCCAAUCGAGAUGAAGCAGCUUUUCAUGUAGUGGAGAAUCAUAAAGUUGAAUUCACCAAUGUACCCCUCAACAAUUUUAACAGCAAUACCACACAACACUCGAAUCCUUCUAGGGAAUACAAAAGAAAUGUCUUUGAGGCUGAGCUUUGUUCUGACGAAGUAGAAUCGAUCGAUUCCAAACAAGAUCAUGUACAGGUGGUAGCUCCAUCCUCUUCGAAUGCAUUCGUCACAACAAACAAUUCUCAACAUGAGCACAGAGAUGAUAUUCCUGAUCUUGAGCAACAAGCAGUCGAGUACUAUCAACACACUUCUCUUCCUUCCACUUUCAAUCAUGCACAACAACAAGCCACUGUGGCAGUUCCUAGAAUACCUCAACUACCAACACCAAUUGUUUCACCUCCAGAAGUAGGCGUGACACUUCAGUCCACAACCAUACUCUAUGAUUCCAACACUACAACGACAACGUCGUAUACGACCACUGUAUUUGUGACCAAUCCCAAUGACCGUUCUGAGGAUCAGUACAUUCCUUCCAUUCCCCUUCCAGAUUCAAUCCGCUACUAG